AUGGAGAGGAUUGCUGCCUGCGCGGACGACUUCGCGUACACCGACCCCAUCGACGGCUCCGUGGCCAAGGGCCAGGGCCUGCGGUUCAUCUUUGACGACGGCAGCCGCAUCAUCUUCCGGCUCAGCGGCACGGGCAGCAGCGGCGCCACCAUCCGGCUGUACAUCGAGCAGUACACCGACGACAAGUCGCGGCUGCUGGAGGACGCACAGGUGGCCCUGAAGGACAUCAUCCAGGUGGCCCUGGACCUGUCAAAGCUGCAGGAGUUCACCGGCCGCGACAAGCCCACCGUCAUCACUUAA
Molecule: messenger RNA, 300 nt
Organism: Monoraphidium neglectum
Lineage: Eukaryota; Viridiplantae; Chlorophyta; Chlorophyceae; Sphaeropleales; Selenastraceae
Exons: 3
Coding region: 1-300 (99 amino acids)
Biological process (GO): carbohydrate metabolic process
Cellular component (GO): cytosol
Molecular function (GO): phosphoglucomutase activity
Source: RefSeq, a predicted model, not a curated record